Messenger RNA from Miscanthus lutarioriparius, 342 nucleotides. The record is from the annotation of a GenBank genome assembly. NCBI's taxonomy places the organism in Eukaryota, Viridiplantae, Streptophyta, Magnoliopsida, Poales, Poaceae.
AUGCAGAUGAUCCUCGGGGACAAGAGCAUCCUAGACCUGAUGGGCGCCGACCACAAGCGGAUCCAUGGUGUGAUGGCUGAGUUACUCAAGCUGGACAUGCUGAGGCUAUAUAUGGGCAAGAUCGACGGUGAGGUGCGGCGCCACCUCGACGAGUGCUGGGCCGGCCAGCGCAUCAUUACGGUGAUGCCUCUCAUAAAGAGGCUCACGUUCGACAUCAUCUCCCUGCUACUCUUCAGCCUCGGGCAGAGCCCGCUCCAGGACGCGCUCGCCGCCGACUUUGCAUGCAUCAUGGAUGGCAUAUGGGCCAUCCCAAUGAACCUGCCAUUCACGGCGUUCCGCUAG